AUGUCGGUUUCUAAUACCGCUGCUGCUGCGAUGGCCAAUUUGGCUUCUCGUAUUGCUGCCUUAGAAAAUGAAUUAGAAACGGUAGACAAAGAAAUGACUGAUAAUGUUGACCUCGAUGAUUAUAUGGAUUCUAAUUCUCAAAAAGAAAAGACGAAUCUUGAUGAAACUCUUGAUUAUUAUUCUGAUCUUAGUUCUCCAUUAAAUGGUUCUAAUGGUUCUUUAGAUAAUUUUUCUACUUCUACUUCAAUUUCUCGUCAUUCUGAUUUAUCAAAAUCUGAUCAACUACCUUCGAUAAAUGGUCAUCUUAGUAAUGGUUUAUCUUCAAAUUAUACUUCUCGUACUCCUUCUUAUGAUAUCUCUAGAAGUAAUAGUACUUUGUUGGAUGAAUCUUUAAAAGCUCAACUUGAGAAAAAACAUUCUGAAGAACUUGAAAAAGUUAGGCAAGAAUUAGAAGAGACAAAAAAUAAACAUUGGAGUGAAUUACAAAAAUCUAAAAAUGAACUUGCUGAACAACAAAAAGAAAAUGAACGUAUACGUCAAGAAUUAUUAUUAAAACAUGAAAAUGAAAAAGAUUUAUUAAAAAAAUCUCUUGAAAUUGAAAAAGAAAAAUUUUCUUCCGAAAUAAAUUCUUUAUCAUUAAAAUAUGAAAAUGAAAAAAAUUCAUUUAAAAAAUCUCUUGAAAUUGAAAAAGAAAAAAUUUCUGCUGAAAUUAAUUCUUUAUCAUUAAAUUUUGAAAAUGAAAAAGAUUUAUUAAAAAAAUCUCAUGAAGCUGAAAAAGAAAAAAUUUCUUCCGAAAUAAAUUCUUUAUCAUUAAAAUAUGAAAAUGAAAAAGAUUUAUUAAAAAAAUCUCAUAAUGAAGAAAAGGAAAAAUUAAUAGUUGAAUUAACUACUCUUUCACAACAGAAAAAACAAGUUGAAAAUGAUCUUAAUACGAUGAAAGAAGCUUUUGAAAAUGAAAAACGUUUAAUUCUUCAACAACAUGAAAAAGAAAAAGUUUCUUUAAUGUCUGAACAUUCUGCAAAGUAUAAUAAUUUAUCGAAAUCACAACAAGAUAAUGAAUCAAAAAUAAAUCAAUUAUUAAGUAAACAUGAAGCUGAAAAAAGAGAUUUGGAAAAUCAAUUAUUAAGUAAACAUGAAGCUGAAAAAAGAGAUUUGGAAAAUAAAUUAAUCCAUAUAAAUCAAUCUGAAAAAGACACUCAAUCUAAAUUAAAUGAUCUUCAAAUUAAGCACGAUCGUACUCUCAAAGAAUUGAAUGAAAGUAAGGAAGACGCUAAGAAGACCAUCUCAAAUCUUGAACGUCAAUUAAGUGAUAUGUCAAAAUUCGAGGGGACAUCUCAAGAACUUCGUAAACAACUCGAUGAAACAAAUAAUGAAUUAUCUAAUAUACGUCUCAAACUUUCAAAUCAACUAAAUGAAAAGAAGAAUUUAGAGUCUGAACUAGAAAAUAUUCGUUCUCAAUUAAGUGAUUCAAAUGAUAAAUUUAAAAAAUUGGAACUUCAACUUGAAAUCGUCACGAAAGAAAAAGAGGAAAACCAUUCAAAACAUAACAAAGAAAUAGAAUCAUUACGUAUAGAAUUUGAAAAUUCUCUUAAGAAUGAAACUGAACAACGCCAAUUAAAUAAUGAUAAAACAUUAACUGACUUACGUAAUAACCUAGAAUCUACUCACAAGACCGCUCUUGAAAGCCUUCAAGCAGAUCAUGAUCAAAAACUUGAAUCUUUGAAAAAAGUACAUGAAGAAAAGAUUACAGAAUUAAUAAAUAAAAAUGAAUCUCUUCGCUCUGAAAAUGCUUUAUGUAUUCGAGCGAUAGAAGAUGCUACUCGUCGUUAUGAUGAAUUGAAUAAUAAACAUAUACAAUUUACUCAAGAAAAUCUUGAAAUGUCAACUGAUCUUAUCAAUAUUAGAAAAAAAAUUGAUAAACUAGAAAACAAGAAUCUUCAUUUAGAAAAAGAUAAAAGUGCCCUUUCUGCUGAAGUAAGUAAUAUAUCUCAGGAAAAAGACCGAUUAAUAACGGAAUUAAAUACUGUAAAGGAAGAGAAACAACAAUCACACGAAGAAGGAUUAUCAUUAAAAGGUGAAUUAGAAGAAAUAAAAUGUGAACGGGAUAAAUUAGCUAGUGUUGUUAAUAUUAUGAAGGUUGAAUGGGAAAAACAAUAUCAAAAUCUUAAAUCGGAAAAAGAGCAAGUUGAAUCUGAGAAUGAAAAAAUUAAAUCGGAGAAAGAACAAAUUGAAAUUGAACUUGAUCAAUUAAAGAAAAGUUUAAAUCAAGAGAAAGAAGUGAUUAAAAAUCGUGAAUCUGAAGCACAAAGUGAACUUACUCGGUUGAAACGUGAGACGAAAGAGGUUAGCGAAAAACUCAAGACUAUACAAAAUGAAAAGAGUUCUUUGACAAGCGAGCGUGAAGUUUGGAAACGAAAAGAAGCUGACUUUCUUCAAAAAGAUUCUGAAAUAAAGGAUUUACGUCAAGCAUUAGAAACUUUAAAUCAAAAAUUACUAGAGUUUAAUAAAGAAAAAACUUUAACGGACAAUAAGGUUGCUAUAUUAGAAGAUGAAAAGAAGCGUAUCGAAGCUCUACUGAGCAAAUCAAAAGAUGAAAAUGCAAGGUUACUAGAUCAAUUGUUCAAUGUAGGAAGUUCCAAAGGAGGAGGUGAAGAUGGUACCAGUUAUGAAGCUCUCGCGAUGAAAUUAGAUGAGAUCGAAAUUGAAUCAAAUAUGAAAGAUUCUCAAAUAUGCGAAUUAGAAAUAACCAAACAGAAGUUACAAACACGUAUUGAAAGCCUUGAAGCAUCAACUGCUCGUUUAACUGCAAAGUUACAAGCAGCUAAUGCUGAUUCCGCUCAAAUAAGAAAAGAUUUCGAUAAUUUGGUCCGUGGACUUGAAAAUCGUUUGACUAAGUCACAUCUUGAAAUUGAAGAACUUCAUGCUCAUAUUACUAAACUUAAAGAGCAACUUAUUGAAAAAUCACAUUCGGCCGGUACGAACAGACAAAGAGCAAACGAAGAUGUAAAUCAGCUAGCCAUGGCUGAACAAACUAUUAAAUCAUUAAAAGAACAAAUUGAAAAAUAUAAACUUUCACAAGAUGAUCUUGAACGAAAACUUUUCUUAGUCAAUAAAAAAUUAUCAGAAGCUGAUGAUGAACAACAUGCAAAUAUACGAACAUUUGAACAAUUAAUUGCACAAGCAGAAAAAACUUGCAUGAAUCUGCAAAGUAAGAUUGUAAAAAUACAGAAAGAACACGCUCAAGAUAAAGAAAAAAUGCAGAAAGAACACGCCCAAGAUAAAGAACAACUUAUACGUAAUCAUCAAAACGUUAUUGGUAUGUUUAAUAAACAAAAAGACGAAGAAGUUGCUCAAAUUACCAAAGCAAUGCAGAUACGUAUAGAAGCUAUUGAAAAACGUCAUAGGGAUGUGGUGACCGCUGAAUCUGGUGGCAACGAUGGUUCAAAUUCGAAGAAAGUUAUAAUAUUGGAACAAGAAAAAACCCAAUUGGAGAAUUCAUUAAAAUCAUUACAAGCAGAGUGUGCACGGUUAGACGAAACACUUAAACAAGUACAAAUGGGAUAUAUGAAUGCGGUUAACGAUAAGGAUCAGCUGGCAAAUGCAAAACGUGAAGUUGAAAAGAAGAUCAAAGCCAUGGAGAUUGAACUACAAACGAUCAAAACUGAAUCAAGUAGUAAAGACACUCAAUUACAAGAAAUUUUGGCAAAGAAUAUGGAAUUGGCUAUUCAAUUGAGUUCGAAAUGA
Molecule: messenger RNA, 3744 nt
Organism: Dentiscutata erythropus
Lineage: Eukaryota; Fungi; Glomeromycota; Glomeromycetes; Diversisporales; Gigasporaceae
Source: the annotation of a GenBank genome assembly